UCAGCAUCCGGGGGCGGGGCGUGACGCCCCCUAUAAGGCUGGCGGCCAUUGUGCUUGUGCUGGGUUCCCGGGAUCCGCUACGGUCUACGCAGCAGUGAGUCCGCGCCCCGCGUCUACGCAGCAACCAUGCCGCCGUACACCAUCGUCUACUUCCCAGUUCAAGGGCGAUGUGAAGCCAUGCGCAUGCUGCUGGCUGACCAGGGCCAGAGCUGGAAGGAGGAAGUGGUGUCCACGGAUACCUGGUUACAAAGCCAGCUCAAGUCCACCUGUCUGUAUGGGCAGCUCCCCAAGUUCCAGGAUGGAGACCUGACCCUGUACCAGUCCAAUGCCAUCCUGAGACACCUGGGACGUUCCUUAGGGCUUUAUGGGAAAGAUCAGCGGGAGGCCGCCCUAGUGGACGUGGUGAAUGACGGGGUGGAGGAUCUCCGCUGCAAAUAUAUCACCCUCAUCUACACCAAAUAUGAUGCCGGUAAGGAUGACUACGUGAAGGCUCUGCCCGGGCACCUGAAGCCUUUUGAAACCCUGCUGUCCCAGAACCAGGGAGGCAAGUCCUUCAUCGUGGGUGACCAGAUCUCCUUCGCUGACUACAACUUGCUAGACCUGCUGCGGAUCCACCGGAUCCUGGCCCCCGGCUGCCUGGACGCCUUCCCUCUGCUCUCUGCCUAUGUGGAACGUCUCAGUGCUCGUCCCAAGAUCAAGGCCUUCCUGGCCUCUCCUGACCACGUGAACCGUCCCGUCAAUGGCAACGGCAAACAGUGAGAGCUGUGGGUUCCUCCGGGGCUGCCUGCCCCCCUUUCCCCAGGACUAAUAAAGUUUGCAAGACAGAAGUGA
Messenger RNA from Nannospalax galili (Upper Galilee mountains blind mole rat), 831 nucleotides. RefSeq names its product glutathione S-transferase P. The coding region runs from base 127 to 759 and encodes 210 amino acids. Gene Ontology annotation, biological process: glutathione metabolic process. NCBI's taxonomy places the organism in Eukaryota, Metazoa, Chordata, Mammalia, Rodentia, Spalacidae. Gene Ontology annotation, cellular component: cytosol. Gene Ontology annotation, molecular function: glutathione transferase activity. The transcript has 7 exons. The record is from RefSeq and is a predicted model, not a curated record.